AUGGCCAGUGUGACGCUGCGCUACUUCUGCUAUGGCUGCCUCGCCACCUCGGCCACCUGGUCCCUCCUCCUCUUCCUCUACUUCUCUCUGGGGGCUGAGUCGGGCCCCAGGUCCCCUCUGCCGCACCGGGGACGGCUCAUCACUGGGGUCCUGUCCGAAGAGAAGGCGGGACGCCGGCCUCAGCCACCCAAUCGGGGAGCAGAGCUGUCACCGGAGAUGGGGAUGAUAUUCAACGAAGAGGAUCAGGAGCUCAGAGACACUGGUUACCACCAACACGCCUUCAACGUCCUCAUUUCCACAAGACUGGGCUACCGCAGGGAGCUGCCAGACACUAGGGUGUCCCAGUGCAAGGACAAAGUCUAUCCUCUGGAUCUACCUUCUGCCAGCAUUGUGAUCUGUUUCUUCAACGAGGCCUUCUCUGCCCUGCUGAGAACUGUCCACAGCGUGCUGGACAGAACGCCGGCCCACCUGCUGCAUGAGAUCAUUCUGGUGGACGACCACAGUGAGCUCGAUGAGCUAAAGGAACACUUAGACCGCUACAUCAGUGAGGAGCUGGAGAGGAAGGUCCAGCUGGUGAGGAACCAGAGGAGGGAAGGACUCAUCAGAGGACGGAUGAUAGGAGCCUCACACGCUACUGGUGAAGUGCUGGUUUUCCUGGACAGUCACUGUGAGGUCAAUGAGGCCUGGCUGCAGCCUCUGCUGGCUCCGAUCCAGAUGGACCGCCGCACCGUCGUCUGCCCAGUCAUCGACAUCAUCUCAGCUGACACGCUCGCUUACUCGUCCUCCCCCAUCGUCAGAGGAGGCUUUAACUGGGGGUUGCACUUUAAGUGGGACCCCGUCCCACCCUCUGAGUUUACAGGGCCAGAGGCAGCUACCAGGCCAAUAAGGUCUCCCACCAUGGCUGGAGGUUUGUUCGCUAUGAACAGGAGGUACUUCAACGAGCUUGGCCAGUAUGAUGCCGGCAUGGACAUCUGGGGUGGAGAAAACCUGGAAAUCUCCUUCAGGAUCUGGAUGUGUGGGGGUCAGCUGCUCAUCGUCCCCUGCUCCAGAGUUGGUCACAUCUUUAGGAAGAGGAGACCUUAUGGAUCCCCGGGGGGGCAGGACACCAUGGCCCACAAUUCUCUGCGUCUGGCUCACACAUGGAUGGACGAGUACAAGGAGCAGUACCUCUCUCUGCGACCAGAGUUACGCGAGCGCAGCUUUGGCGACAUCAGCGACAGGGUGGAGCUAAGGAAACGGCUAAAGUGUCGCUCCUUCCGCUGGUACCUGGACACCAUCUACCCUGAGAUGCAGACCAUCGCCAAUGGCAACAAGCAGCUGCAGCCAGUGUUCAUGAACAAGGGGCUGAAACGACCCAAAGUCCUGCAGAGAGGACAGCUUCGUAACCUGGCGACUGGACGUUGUCUGGUGGCCCAGGGCCGAGCCAGUCAGAAGGGGGGCACCGUCGUCCUGAGACCUUGUGACCCUCGAGACCCAGAGCAGCAAUGGGUCUACGAUGAGGAGGGUCAGCUGGUCCUGGCAGGUCUGCUGUGUCUGGACGUGUCAGAGGUCAGGACAUUUGACCCUCCCAGACUGAUGAAGUGUCACGGUUCUGGAGGGUCACAGCAGUGGAGCCUGGGGAAAUCCAAUCGUCUCUACCAGGUUUCAGUUGGUCAGUGUCUGUCCGUUGCACAGCCAAUGGGGGCCAAAGGCUAUGUCUCCAUGGUGAUCUGUGACUCCUCUCAGGUGCAACAGUGGCAGCUGCAGGCCUGAAGACAGGACAACUUUGUGGAUUUGACGUGUUUUAGUUUCUCCUGAGCUUUUAGAAGACUCACCUUUAUCUGAUCUGCUGAAGACACGCUGAAGUAUCCUGGAAUGGUUUUGAAUUUGGGAAACAAGUAUUCCAGAAAUCAACUGGAGUAGGUUUUCAUUUCUGACUUGGCCUGUAAUGACAUUGAACAUCCCGGAAGUAAUGCUCUGCAUCCUGUGUGAAGUGGAGCUGAUAUUUUGGGGUUUUAAUCCCAGAUAUCGCUGUUAGUGUAACGGUGAGAAUCUGAUUUUAAAGUGAUUCAUUUUUUAACAUGUUCUGAAAGUCUAUGAGUCUCUGGACUAGCACUACUGGACAGAUGAAUCCUGUGCUGGGUCCGAUCCACAGUGUUACAUCAGUGUUCUAACAUCUUGAGUCAUUUAUUAAACAGCUUAAGACAGGUUCCCUGUUUUAAAUACACACACUUGUGUGAGAGUGCACGUAACAAGUGAUAGUGAAGGUUGGAUUCAGUUCAUGUGCAGCUGCUGCCCUCCACCUGGUAGGUGCAGAGAGAAGCUGCUAAGUCACAGCUGGAUCCUCCAUCAGGUUUUAAGGAGUUUCUAUUCAGGUCACACAGUUACCGCAAUAAAUAAUCAUUUACAGUAUUUAAGAUUUUUUGUCAUGAACCAAAAUAAACGUUUUCCAUUA
Molecule: messenger RNA, 2434 nt
Organism: Betta splendens (Siamese fighting fish)
Lineage: Eukaryota; Metazoa; Chordata; Actinopteri; Anabantiformes; Osphronemidae
Gene: galnt11
Product: UDP-N-acetyl-alpha-D-galactosamine:polypeptide N-acetylgalactosaminyltransferase 11 (GalNAc-T11)
Exons: 11
Coding region: 1-1752 (583 amino acids)
Biological process (GO): regulation of Notch signaling pathway
Cellular component (GO): Golgi apparatus
Molecular function (GO): Notch binding
Source: RefSeq, a predicted model, not a curated record